Molecule: messenger RNA, 1944 nt
Organism: Peromyscus leucopus (white-footed mouse)
Lineage: Eukaryota; Metazoa; Chordata; Mammalia; Rodentia; Cricetidae
Product: translation initiation factor IF-2-like
Exons: 4
Coding region: 1-873 (290 amino acids)
Source: RefSeq, a predicted model, not a curated record
AUGCGCGGGAGUGGGGGGGGCGGGCGGGGCCCAGGGCGUCUUCCGGGGGGGAGGGGCGGCGAGGCGCGGCCGGGCGGGCACGUGGGGCCCCUGCGUCCCCGGCGGCCCGGGCGCCUCGUCCCCACCCCCACCCUGGCCUCCGGCCGGGGGCCGCGUCCGGUGGCGCGGAAAGACUGGAGACGGCCCCGGCCCGGCGUGCGCACGCCCGGGGCGGCCGCGAUGGCGGCGCGGGGCCCGGGUCAGGGCCGCGCGCGGAAUGGCGUCUCUUUACAUAACGCUUUGUUUGCACUUCGUCGUCUCCGGGAAGCCCCACCUCCUGCCCCUGCGCCGCCUCCCGCGGCGGCCUCUCUAGACGUUAGAGCACUAAUGCGCGCUGACCGGGGGCCGCCGGGGCCCGCACGUCCGCGCCCGCCCGGGCCACGCUCUCCAGGCCGCCGGCCCUCGGCGCCGCCGCCGCCAUCUUGCGAGGCCUCCCUGCCUGAGUCCCUCCCGCCAGGAAAUGGCCCCGGAGCCUCUGCAGGGCGAGUUAGGGUGUCCCGGCCUUCGCCCUGCCCCGCGGGCCUCGCCGGACGAGAGGAGGUUGUGCGGACGUGUUUAGACCCUCAGGGGAAGGGCCAGCGUGGCCCCCCUCCGCCGCCCCCUUGCAUUCCCACAGCGGGGAGGGCUGGCAGCCAUGUUUCCCGACAAAAUGGCGACACGUGUCGCCGACGCGAAACUGGGGUGGGUCCGAAAGCUCUAGAACGUGCGUCUCAGCAUUCUCAGGCCGUCCCCAGGUUCUUUCGGGAUGAGACGGCGGGCCGCUUGGACGUUGGUUGGCAGAGACUCGGGCUCUCCACCUCCCUCGUUGGGCAUGUGCAUAAAAUGCAGGCCUAACGCUGCCUUUUUUUUUUUUUUUUUUUUUUUUGAGUAAUGGCAGGCGGGGGUGUGUGCAGUACCUAGCUAAGUAUCCAAGCGUCUAGAAACCUGUUUUUCUAGAUCUUGUCCAGGUUGUGGUGGUAACUGAUUAAAGAUUUUAUAGCUAAAACCAUGAGGCUGCCUGUGUCUCACUAUUCAGCUGUCCGGUGAUCCGCAAGUUCGAAGUUAUGCCCUCUAAUAGAGUCAAAAGGAACCGCCGGUGGUUUUGGAUUUGCCAAUCCAGAUUCUAUUCUAAACAUUUCACUGCAAUCUUUUCUUUUUUUAAUCACAGUCCCCAGACUGCAGUGGGUAUUUAUUUCUCUCUCUUUUUCCCCCCAGCAGAGUAAGACAAACCCAGAAAGGUGAAGUGACUGAUUUAAGGUCACUCAGUAUGGAGAAUUUGGAAUCCAUAAACAUCUGAUUUCCUUACUGAUCCACACUCCAUGUUCUGAGGAGCCGCCUGUGAAGUUACUGAGAUAAUGGAGCAAUGGACUGGAUAGUCCCCUGUAUAUCAUCCAUGAUUCCUCUCAAAUUCAAGUGACCACAGACUGGUUAAGGGACUUAACGAAUCUGGGAAGGAUUGGUCGGACACUGUGUGCUGGGGAGAAGCUCGGGUCCCCGUGGCCUCUUCCGUGUGAUGUGUCAGUCUUGCUUCCUGCAAGCAUGGAGCUCAAGAGGAAGAAUAAGGAGCUGAAUGGCCUGGCUUCAUACCCUAGGGAUCUUCCUGGGACCUGUCUUCCUCAUCCUGUCCAGAUUGCUUGAUGGUUGCCUUCACCUUCCUCGGACUCCAUUUCACCCUUCAGCAGCCUGGUUUCUGGGAAGAGGAGCAUGGGGACUGUGAAAUGACUUGAAGGGUUUGCCUUCGCUGUCCGGCUGGAGAAAUGUUAAGAGUGUUUGCUGCUCUUCCAGAGAACCAGAAUUCAGUUCCCAGCAUCCAUACCCAGUGGUUCCAAGGAAUUCAACUUCUUUUUCUUAGCUUCCUCAAUCACCCACACACAUGUGACUUACACACACACACACACACACAAAUAAAAGAGAUAUUAAAAACAA